UUGUGCAGAAUGACACGUGGAAGGCUUCAUCAACCAAUUUGGAGGAUAUCUACUGCAAAUACAUAAAUGCCUGUCAGCACACUGGAGUUGAUAUUGGAGAAGCUAAAAAUGUUGGAAAAGAUGUAGGCAUUGUCCAUGAGAAAACCACCAAGUCCAAGAAGAAGAAGAGUAGCGUUGAAGGCAACAAGGAUGCUACCAAAAACCAAUCGAGAGCCACCAUGAGUCAUUGUAAAAUUCUGGAAGAUCAUGUAGUUGCUGAAUCUGAAACUAAAGCAAAAAAGAAGAAAAGCAAACAUGAUAUAGCCUCAUGUGGUGAAACUGAAGAAGCAUCAUCUGCACCAAAGAAGCCUGUAGAUGAUACUAUCAAUGUGGAGGCAGAUGAAACAAAGAAAAAACCCAAGGAUAAGAAGAGAAAGAGUAAUCAACAAGAGGCAUGCACUAAAGUAAAACUGAUGACAAGAGACACUGAAAUUGGAGUUGUUCAUCCAGAUGUGGUGAAGGAAGAAAAAAGAGUUCUAAGAAAAGGAAACGAUUGUUGUCUGAUGAAAAUGAAGACCAGCCUGCCAAGAUGGAAAGUAAUCAAACUCUUGAAGAAUCUAAAGGACAAAAGAAUGAAGCUUCUAAAGAAGACAAGGUUGAUGAAAGUGGUGCACGUGGAACAUCUGAUAAACAGAUCAAUGAAUUCGGAAAUGAGAAACCAGAGAUUAAUGGAGGAGACAAAUCUGGAUCUCAGGAAUCAGUGAAAAAGCAACGUAUUGGUUCAGCAGAGCCAAAGAUGAUAAAUGCAUUUCAAAGAGUGAAAAUUGAUCAAAUGGAAUUUGCUCAUGAGAAAUUGCAAGAUAAUUCAUACUGGCGAAGGAUGGUGCGAACGUUGGAUAUGGUGCUAAAGCACAAGAAGUUCUUGGUCAAGUGAGAGGGAGGGAUUUUCGGCAUGAAAAGACAAAAAAGAAGCGUGGAAGCUAUAGAGGAGGUCAAAUAGAUCUACAUUCUCACUCGGUAAAGUUCAAUUACUCCGAUGAAAAGUGAGUGAUCUCAAAGAUAUUGCUAGGGUAAUAGUGUUCUCACAAGUGCGUUUCUUGAAACAUUGCUGCUUGCAUCAUUGAUCAAUCCUGUGCUUUUUAUGUGAGAACUUGGAUGAUCAAGAUUGAAGUAAUGUUAUGUAUCCACUAAAA
Molecule: messenger RNA, 1172 nt
Organism: Cynara cardunculus var. scolymus (artichoke)
Lineage: Eukaryota; Viridiplantae; Streptophyta; Magnoliopsida; Asterales; Asteraceae
Exons: 5
Coding region: 569-913 (114 amino acids)
Source: RefSeq, a predicted model, not a curated record